UCGACUGUUCCGCUUUAAGGUUCAACACAGCCUAUCUGAGGCUUAUCUGUCAUUUGAAUUGUCAAAAGUUUUUAUUCCGUCAUUCCGACAUUGAAUAAUCUUUCUCUUUUGUAAUUGUGACAACGGUAGGAAGAGGUUGCUGAAACCAAAAUGUCGAAGGUAUCGCGUGAUACGCUUUACGAGUGCGUAAAUGCCGUCCUCGAGACAUCCAAGGAAAAGAAGCGUAAUUUCUUGGAGACUGUCGAACUUCAAAUUGGUCUGAAGAACUAUGACCCACAGAAGGACAAACGUUUCUCCGGCACCGUCAAGCUAAAGUUUAUCCCAAGGCCUAAAAUGCAGGUGUGUGUAUUGGGGGACCAGCAGCAUUGUGAUGAGGCAAAAACCUUGACCGUUCCUUGUAUGGAUGCUGAAGCUUUAAAGAAACUUAACAAGAACAAGAAACUGGUCAAGAAACUAGCCAAGAAAUAUGAUGCUUUCCUUGCUUCCGAGUCCCUCAUCAAGCAGAUCCCUCGUCUGUUGGGCCCUGGUCUUAACAAGGCUGGCAAGUUUCCUGGUCUCCUCUCCCACCAGGAGUCUAUGACAGCGAAGAUAGAUGAGGUUAAGGCUACAAUCAAAUUCCAAAUGAAGAAGGUAUUAUGUCUCUCGGUAGCUGUUGGCCAUGUUGAUAUGACUCCAGAUGAGCUUGCACAAAAUGUGCACCUGUCAAUCAAUUUCUUAGUGUCCCUCUUGAAAAAACACUGGCAGAAUGUGCGCUCACUGCAUAUGAAAUCCACUAUGGGGCCACCCCAGAGAUUGUACUAAUUCAUUGUAAUAAAACUUGACUAAGAAAAU
This is a messenger RNA of Pararge aegeria (speckled wood butterfly), 831 nucleotides long. It is a transcript of the gene RpL10Ab, whose product is annotated as 60S ribosomal protein L10a. Bases 151 to 801 code for a protein of 216 amino acids. Gene Ontology annotation, cellular component: large ribosomal subunit. The record is from RefSeq and is a predicted model, not a curated record. Gene Ontology annotation, biological process: translation. The transcript has 5 exons. Gene Ontology annotation, molecular function: RNA binding; structural constituent of ribosome. Lineage: Eukaryota; Metazoa; Arthropoda; Insecta; Lepidoptera; Nymphalidae.